Capra hircus (goat) is the source of this 2454-nucleotide messenger RNA. It is a transcript of the gene DRC11L, whose product is annotated as IQ motif containing with AAA domain 1 like. Lineage: Eukaryota; Metazoa; Chordata; Mammalia; Artiodactyla; Bovidae. Bases 1 to 2454 code for a protein of 817 amino acids. The record is from RefSeq and is a predicted model, not a curated record. Gene Ontology annotation, molecular function: ATP binding; protein binding; ATP hydrolysis activity. The transcript is spliced from 19 exons.
AUGUCCGAGGCAGCUUACCAGCGCCUCUGGGACUCCUCCCACCUGAUCUUGGAAGAGCUGCUGGACCAGGAGCCGCUGCUGGGGGAAGCCGUUUCCGAGCGCGAGCGGCAGUCCUUCCAGUACCGGCUCUCCUCGCUCUAUCUGUACUACUUGGGGCUGCUGCGCCGCUUCGACACUCUCUACGACCAGAUGGUGCAGCCGCAGAAGCGGCGGCUGCUGCGGCGGCUGCUGGACAGCGUGGCCUGCCGCGUGCUGGAGCUCAAAGACGAUCUGGUUCGCGCCGACCUGUGUGAGACCCACUGCCUGGACCAAGUGCUGCAGGACUUAAAGCUCACCCCGGCAGACCUGGAGGUCCCGAUUCCCAAGUAUUUUGAGCUGGAGCGGUCCAGCAUCCUGAAGGAGCGGGAACACGUGCUGACGGAGCUGCUGUCCAGACUGAAGCCAGAGAUCUCAGAGGGGAGCUUUCCAAUAUUAAGCCGGACUGAGGCCAUAAUGCUACUGCAAAAGGCCGAGCGGGCCAGGCAAGGCAGGCUCCGGGCCACCUUCAUGCGGGAGAUUCGGAAAGAGGAGGAGCGAGACCGGAAGAUUUGGGAGGAAGGUCGGUUCAAGUUCAGUCAGGAUGAAGCAGCCAUCACCAUACAGAAGGUGUGGAAGGGUUACCUGCAGAGGAAACGCACUCAGCAGGACCGGCGAACCGAGAUGGAGUUCAUCGGCAUGCUCCCCUCAGCCAGCCCGGCGGAGCCCCGGGGCACCUGGUCCCAGGCCAGCCUUGGGGCAGAUGUGCGCAGGCUCCGGCAGGCCGAGAAGGAGGAGGAGUUCCAGCUGGCCGUGGUGAAGGCCCGCGACCACCUCCGGGAGGUAGAGGGGCCCGACAUGAAGGAGAAGAUGAAGGAGCAGAUCCGACAGUGGUUCAUCGAGUGCCAUGCCCUCACCGGCCGAUUCCCUGAUUAUCCAGACGAGUCUUUAGGUGGAUCCUCCCUGAUCUUUGCAGACAAGACUCCAGAACAGGUGAGGAUGGAACUGGAGGUGCAAGUCCAGGAGAACAAAAAAAAGGAGCAAGAGAAAAGUAAGGAGAAAGAAAAGGAGGAAAAAGAGAAAAAGAAGAAGGGAGAAAAGACCAAGAAGGGAGAAGCAGACAUGAUGCUUAGAGCACUGCCUUCCAAAUCCAUCCCUGCAAUUAACGCUGGCCACAAGGAGUACAUGAAUCUGUGGAAGAACCGGUUUGACAGCCUCUUUCCCAGCCAGAGUUUUGACUCUGAGACCCUCAAGAUGGAAGAGAGGAAAGAGGUGGAACAGGAGAUCCGGAUACAGGUGGAUGAUCUGAUGCGUCAGGAGCUGAAGAACCUGAGGUUGGCCGUGGACAGGGAGGAGACGAGACCUGUGAAGCUUCCAAAGAAGAAGGCAGGCAAGAAACCCGGGAAGAAGAAGAAGGAAAAAGACCUGACCCCAGACAGGCCUAUGGACUCCCUGUUUGAAGAGCUCGUUGUCUUAGGCCUUCUAAAGAAGAGCGAGACAGUGCCCUUGAAAGACUACAUUGGUGACUGCCUCUACCUUGGAUCAGCCCUGAACUUGGCAAACAAGCUGCCUAUGCCCUCCCUGGCUGACAUCAGGCAGAACAUGGCCUUGUACGGGAUUCUGCGGCUCGGCUCCCCAGAUAUACACGCCAUGGCUCCUCUCAUCCGCUCCAUCCUCCUGGUGGGCCCCUCUGGCAUGGGCAAGAAGAUGCUGGUGAAGGCCGUAUGCACGGAGACCGGUGCCAACUUUUUCGACCUGUCGCCGGAGAACCUGCAGGGCAAAUACCCCGGCAAGACUGGCGGGCAGAUGCUGGUACACGUUGUCUUUAAGGUGGCUCGGUACCUACAGCCCUCUGUGAUCUGGAUUGGGAAUGCGGAGAAGACUUUCUACAAGCGGGUCCCCAAAGAAGAGGAGGAGAUGGACCCGAAGCGAAUAAAGAAGGACCUCACCAAGGCCCUGCGGCUGCUGAGUCCCGGGGACCGCGUGAUGCUGAUCGGGACCACCGACCGGCCGCAGGUGGCCGAGAUGAAGGGCCUUUGCCGAACCUAUGAGCGCAUCCUCCUCCUGCCUCGGCCCGAUUAUGCCUCUCGUUAUGUGCUCUGGAGGCAUAUGAUUGAGGCCCAGGGAGUCCAGGGGACCCAGCACCUGGACAUCAGCGCCCUGGCCAAGGUGUCCGACGGCUACACAGCUGGCUGCAUCCUCCAAGCCAUCCAGGCGGUGCUGACCGAGCGGAGGCUCCUACAGCUGUCCAAGCGGCCCCUCCUGACCUCAGAGUUCCUGGGGCCCCUGGCGAAGCUGGACCCGGUGUACAGGGAGGAGGAGGAGUCCCUGAAGGACUGGUACUUCAAGACCCCGCUGGGCAAGAAGAGGAUGAAGCUUCUCAAGGACCAGGAUGCUGCUGAGGAGGCCAAGCUGGCAAAGGAGAAGAAGAAGAAGUGA